Molecule: messenger RNA, 1317 nt
Organism: Danio aesculapii
Lineage: Eukaryota; Metazoa; Chordata; Actinopteri; Cypriniformes; Danionidae
Product: protein lifeguard 1
Exons: 7
Coding region: 369-1280 (303 amino acids)
Biological process (GO): negative regulation of apoptotic signaling pathway
Cellular component (GO): endoplasmic reticulum; Golgi apparatus; membrane
Source: RefSeq, a predicted model, not a curated record
UGGCAAGAGUGUAUGUGUGUUUCCCAGUGUUGGGGUGCAGCUAAAAGGACAUCCACUGCGUAAAACAUAUGCUGGAUAAGUUGGCGGUUCAUUCCGCUGUGGCGACAUAAGCUUGCUAAAAAAGGGACUUAGCUAAAAAUAAAAUAAAUGAAUGAAUGAUUUAGAGCGAUGACCCUGAGAAAGGAAGAUGGCAGAGUUUGGCCACAGCAGAUUUUCCACAAAGGGUUUUUUGUAAAUGAUGUAACCAAAGGAUGUGAAACCAUCUUCAGUCUAUGUGAAGUAAAGGUGAGUGGAGAAACUAAAGCUAGCAGAGCUCUGAGUGCUCGGACCUCAAACAAGACCAACACUGAGCAGAAGCAGAUCUCAGGAUGGCGGACGUAGAGAACCAAAAACCUGUGACUGAAAGUGGCCCCAGUGGACCGAUGUAUCCCCCACCUCCAUAUAUGCCCCCUUCGUAUCCCAUCGGCCCCGUUUACCCACAACCUGUUCCUCCACCAGUCGGCUUUAUUGCACCAGUUCUGCCACCAGAAGAAGCCGCAGUUGACAAAACAGAAGAAAUGGGCCCAGAAACUGCUGUAAUUCCACCUGUGGAGCAUCAGGUGUUUGUGUCUGCAUUUGACGAUAAUACAGUCCAGAAAGCAUUUAUCAGAAAGGUGUUCAGUGUGGUAACUAUUCAGCUACUGGUCACAUUUACUGUAGUCUGCGUCUUCACCUUCUCAAAAACAGUCAAGCAAGCGGUCCAGAAGAACAUCUGGAUUUACAUCAGUUCGUAUAUUGUGUUUAUGGUGGUGGCCCUGUGUCUCUCUGUGUCCUCCACAUUCAGUCGCAAACAUCCCUGGAAUCUGGUGGGACUGUCAUUGGUAACGCUGAGUUUAUCCUACAUGGUGGGAACUGUAGCCUCAUAUCACAACACAACUGCUGUGAUCAUCGCUUUAGGGUCAACUCUGGUCAUCUCUUUCACUAUCAUCAUCUUCUCUGCCCAGACUCGUUUGGACUUCACUAUUUGUAAUGGUGUUCUGCUCAUACUGUCCGUCGACUUGCUCAUGUUUGGAUUCUUCAGCAUCUUUUUCUACUCCUCUGUUCUGCAGAUUGUCUACGGAUGUCUGGGAGCACUUCUUUACGCUUUGUUUCUAGCAGUGGACUGUCAGUUGGUGAUGGGCAGGCAAAAAUACAGCCUCGAUCCCGAAGAAUACAUUUUCGCCGCUCUAAUUAUCUACCUGGACAUCAUUAUGAUAUUCCUCUACAUACUUAUGAUCCUGGGCGGAGGCUCCAAAAAUUAAACCCAUAUAUAAACACACACACACAAACACACACACA